Molecule: messenger RNA, 1427 nt
Organism: Solanum verrucosum
Lineage: Eukaryota; Viridiplantae; Streptophyta; Magnoliopsida; Solanales; Solanaceae
Exons: 9
Coding region: 8-1399 (463 amino acids)
Biological process (GO): interstrand cross-link repair
Cellular component (GO): Fanconi anaemia nuclear complex
Source: RefSeq, a predicted model, not a curated record
UUGGAAGAUGGCAAAUUGGUCGUACCCAGAUGCUUCUCUGGAAGAUUUGCUGAAAAUGGUGAAAGGGUUCAUAGAUAUGGUCAUUCUUGCUUCUGGGUAUCAAUCAUCUGGUCGUCUUGCUCACUGGGAUUCACAUAACAUCAAAAAUGCGCUUCAAUGGGCUCUCUUUCUCCAGGAUGUGAUGAGGGACUUAAGUAGCUCAGAUGACUAUAAAGACUCUUUGGAGGAGCUUGAUGCAGCUUUAUGUGAAAUAAACUCUAAUCCAUAUUUCCCUCAGGGUCUAGCCCAUAUUUCCUCGAAGGUCCUUAGCAAAGCGAGUGAAUUUAUGCUAGAACAUCUCAUCAGUGUCUUUCCACUGAGAGAUGAACACUUGAAAGCUUUACUGAAUGCAAGUGUUGAGAUGGAUUAUCACAUGCACCAGAAGACAGAUAGUAGAUCUCUCAAUGACAUUUUUGAAACUUUGAUGUGUAAUACAUCUAAAAACGCUAUUCCUAAUGAGAACAAAUUUCCAAGGGAGGAAUCUCUAAACUCAUUGCCAAACUCUUCUCCAAGUGAACAAGCUGAUGAUUCAAUCAGAUGUGAGUUUUCUCUCUUCACUGCACAAGCGCUUGAAAGGAGGCAACUAUCAGUUUCAUUGAUAUCUGCAGCAGAGACAGGGCUGAACAUUUUGUCUAGUGGCUUAAGAGAUCUGUAUGUGAGGGAGGAUGACAAUGCUUUAGAUGUAAAAAUGAUGCAGACAACAAAUUUCAUGACUGAAGAAAAACCAAUUGGUUUGGCUGUCUGGAAUUAUUGGAAAUCAAAAUGCCUCUCAUAUUUGCUUGACAAGAGAACUAUUAGACUGGUCUCAGGUGCCAGCCUGGUGUUUUCUGCCCCGAAGAGCCAAUGGAUUCAAGUGUUUCAGCGGAUAGAUAUAUCAUCUCAACUCGAAGAUAGUUUGUGUGAAAUAGUUGAGCUCGCGUUACUAGCAUGUGUAGUGGAUAGAUGGAGUUUUCUGAUUGACCGUUUGAUGUUGACCUCUUAUGAGUUUGUCACCACUUUGAGGCUAUACAAUGAGGUGCAUAGCUCGGUACAGAGAGAUUGUAGGGAGGAAACCAGCAACUCAAAGGAAAAAGGAAUUAUUGAGUACCUUGAAGUUUUCUUACACAAUCGGCUAUAUCUCUUGUGGGAACUAUCUCCAGUCCUAGCAGCAUUUGCAAUUCCUUCCUGGUCAAAUUUGUUCAGAAAAUAUCUGACAGAGCUUGACAGUCAAGUUACAGGAGACUUUUCAUUAACUAGAUCCGAUAGUAGUACUAAGGAAAGGAAGAAGUAUAGAGAAUGUGAUGUUGCUGAGAGAAUUUGGUGCCUUCAUGUUUGUCAUGUUGGUGGUUCUGAUGUCGAAUCUGGUUCAUUUAGCACUUGACAAUAUUUUCUCUUGAAGGCGUAACUGG